CGGGACCGACCAGCUCUGGCAGGCUUCCAGCUCAAAGCCCCACCCAUUUCCAAACAGGCAAACACCUCCCGUCCAAAACCCUACUUCGAACGCCAGAACACGCGGAGAUCUCAGAGACAGACCCAUAUUAAUAAAUAAAAAUUCCUAGGGAUGUCCUUCCCCAGACUCCGAUCCCGCCUCGCCUCCUUGCUCACGAAGCACCACCGACGCCCAUUAAGCUCCGACGUCCAGCCAUUUGCCUCGUCGCCUGCAUCUGCAUCUGCCGCUGCUGUUGCUCCUCCUCCUCCUAAUACUACUACAGAUACUCCUCUGGGUCCUUUCGAUGCGAGCAUUUCAAGCAGCAACAAAGGUUGGAGGUUUCUCAAGUACGGUCUCAUCGGAGCCCUCACCGGAGCCACCGCCACUGCAGGCUACGCCUCAUAUGCGUACACUUUGGAUGAUAUCGACGUGAAGACGAGGGCAUUACGAUCAUCAGUGAAUUUCAAUGCGACGGACGAUGCCUCGGCUGUUGAAAAAUUUAAAGGCUUGCUUUACUCUGCUGCAAUGACAGUGCCUGCUAAAGCAGUUGAGCUUUACUUGGAAAUGGGGAGGCUAAUCGAAGAGCAAGUUCAGAGUUUUGCUGAACCAUACGCAGAGAAGCUUCUUCCGGAUUUGCAUCCUGCAGAGCAACAUGUUUUUACACUUGUUCUAGAUCUGCAAGAGACCCUAAUUCACUAUGAUUGGACGCGAGAGAAAGGCUGGCAAACUCUCAAAAGACCUGGAGUUGAUGCUUUCUUGGAACAUCUGGCUCAGUUCUAUGAAAUUGUCAUAUAUUCUGACGAGCAGAGUAUGUUUGUAGAUCCUGUUGUAGAAAGGCUGGAUCCUAAGCAUUGCAUACGAUAUAGGCUAUCUAAGGGCGCUACCAAGUACCAGAAUGGGAACCAUUACAGAGAUCUUUCAAAGCUUAACAGGAAUCCUGGAAAGAUUCUUUAUUUGAGUGGCCAUGCGCUUGAAGGUUGCCUUCAAUCAGAGAACUGUGUUCCUGUCAAGCCAUGGAAGCAGCAUGAGACAGAUGAUACAGCUCUUUUGGAUUUUAUACCAUUUCUUGAAUUUGUUGCCCGUACCAGUCCACCUGAUAUCAGACCAGUACUGGCAUCAUACCAAGGGUGUGAGAUCCCAACAGAGUUCAUUAGGCGUUCUAAAGACUAUCAGAGGCGAAUGGAAGAACAGAAGCAGCAUGGUCGUUUAUGGAAGCGUUGAGGCCAGAAUAAAUGUAAAAAGAGGUGAAGGAAGUUGUAGGGCUUGAUUAUUAACUUGGGUUGACGAAAAAAAAAAAAGAAAUACAAGGCACUGCUUUUGAAGGUAUGAAGACAAUUUUCUUUCAAGCCAAAAGCCAUUUUGGCUAAAGAUUUUGAACUGCAUCAUAUAAGUUCUAGCAAGAGAAUUCUGUAAUUGGUUCACUGACAUCUGAGACUGCGAUUAUUGCAUCUUGAUUAUUUUUUAAGCGCGAGAAACAUAAUUUUGGCUUUUACAUAAAUUGAAGAAGUUUUGUGCUUGUUGAUAA
Messenger RNA from Juglans regia (Persian walnut), 1543 nucleotides. Its product is annotated as mitochondrial import inner membrane translocase subunit TIM50-like. Gene Ontology annotation, molecular function: phosphoprotein phosphatase activity. The record is from RefSeq and is a predicted model, not a curated record. The transcript has 10 exons. The coding region runs from base 151 to 1239 and encodes 362 amino acids. NCBI's taxonomy places the organism in Eukaryota, Viridiplantae, Streptophyta, Magnoliopsida, Fagales, Juglandaceae.